This is a messenger RNA of Ogataea parapolymorpha DL-1, 1284 nucleotides long. RefSeq lists its product as uncharacterized. The transcript has a single exon. The record is from RefSeq and is a predicted model, not a curated record. The coding region runs from base 1 to 1284 and encodes 427 amino acids. Gene Ontology annotation, biological process: tRNA processing. Gene Ontology annotation, molecular function: ATP binding; ligase activity, forming carbon-nitrogen bonds. NCBI's taxonomy places the organism in Eukaryota, Fungi, Ascomycota, Pichiomycetes, Pichiales, Pichiaceae.
AUGUCUUUACUUUCACGGUUUGGUAGGUCGAUGCGAGGUGUUCUGCCCGAUAGAGUCCUUGUGGCGGUUUCGGGCGGUGUUGAUUCGAUGGUGUUGCUGGACCUGACUCGCAAAUGGGCUAAGAUUACAAGUAGUCCGUGCCGCAUCCAUGCCAUGACCGUGGAUCACGGCUUACGAUCCGAGAGCGCACAAGAGGCCCAAAAAGUCCAUGAGAUUGUGCGCAAGUUGGGUUUAGAUCAUGAGGUUGUUCGUGUUCCUGAAAAGAUUGAUCGCAGCCAGCUGGAAAAAAGUGCAAGGAUAUGGAGAUACAAAUUGAUGUAUGAAAAAAUGGAACUGCUCCAGAUAGAUAAUUUGAUGGUAGCACACCAUUUCAACGACCAGUUAGAAACGUUUUUGAUUCGUCUGGCCGCUAACUCGACGCUUUUCGGUCUCUGCGGGAUGCGCAACGCGUCUGCUUAUCCCGUUCUCGAUCCAUUUGGCAGCAAGCGUAUAUUACGGCCCAUGUUAGAUAUCCGCAAAAAUGAACUCUACGCAUAUGCACGCGAGCAUAAUUUGGAGUGGUUUGAGGAUUCUACCAAUUACCAGCCCAUAACACUGCGAAACAGAGUCCGUAAGUAUUUGCAAACUGGACAGAUAGAGCAGAAUUCCGUCGAGCAGCUAAUUUUGGGCGUACGUGGUGCCGUGGACGACGUUGAGAACGAUUUGCGACAGUUAGAUAAUGAGAUUUCAGUGAAGUUUAAUUCACGCCUUCUAAAGAUGUCAAUUGUCAUACCGUCAGCGGUUUUCGAGCGCUAUCCGCUCCUGUCUCUUGACAAGUUUUUAUUCGAGAAGCUCCACUGUGUGUCAGCCAUUUCAAAUUAUCACCAUCGCUAUACGACUAUAGAUUCAAAAAAUGCUACAGUCAACACAAACGACUGGUCGCUCUCGGAGUCGAUUUUGGAUGGGACAGUGCCUGAAAAAUUCAACCUCCUUAAGUGUCUGGUGAGAGUGGUGCGCUCUGAAAAUAAUAUCCAUCUUCUGAUUACCAGGGCGACCGAAAAGUUCAAGCAGCCGAUAAAGCGUGUCGUAAAUGUCACCACGUCUUGGUCUGAAUGGGAAUUGUUUGACAACAGGAUGUGGUUUCGAGUGAGAGGAAAGCCAGGCUCCUAUACACUCAAACUGGAGGCGAACGGAUUGCCGGCUUUUUAUCAUGAAGGGCGGUUUCUAUGCUAUUCUACCAUUAGUGGUUGCGGUUGUUUGGAAGUCCAGACUAGGACGAAGCCAAUGCGUAUAAUUCAGAUGUAA